Molecule: messenger RNA, 3956 nt
Organism: Perca fluviatilis (European perch)
Lineage: Eukaryota; Metazoa; Chordata; Actinopteri; Perciformes; Percidae
Gene: acadvl
Product: acyl-CoA dehydrogenase very long chain
Exons: 21
Coding region: 120-2096 (658 amino acids)
Molecular function (GO): very-long-chain fatty acyl-CoA dehydrogenase activity; fatty-acyl-CoA binding; flavin adenine dinucleotide binding
Source: RefSeq, a predicted model, not a curated record
CGGCGAACUCCGAAAAGGAAAACUCUGGUUAAAUAACGUUACUACUGGGUCAUUGGAGGAACAGUCGGCAACUGGAAGGACGCAGGGGACGUAUCGUAAUAUAACUUGUAUAGAAAACAAUGCUGCUUCGUAAAGUGAGCCAGUCCUCCGCACUGUGCGGCUCCAUUCUCAGGAUUCCUCCCGUGCUGUCUGGAGGUCAGCGUCAUACCGGGGCUGUGGUUGCUGUGCAAAAUGCCCGUCUCUACGCAAGCCAAGCUGCAGAGGCGGUGCUAGAGAAGCCUGCAGCAGUCGGCAGUGACACUGCCAGUAAAGUGGAAAAGAAGACCGUUGCUGCUGAAUCCAAAUCAUUUGCUGUCAACAUUUUCAAGGGGCAGAUAGCGACUGCCCAAGUGUUCCCCUACCCCUCAGCCCUGAAUGAGGAGCAGGAGCAGUUUCUUCGAGAGCUUGUGGGGCCUGUCGGUAAAUUCUUUGAGGAGGUGAAUGAUCCUGCCAAGAACGAUACCUUGGAGAAAGUAGAAGAUCACACCAUGGAGGGCCUGAAGGAGAUGGGUGCCUUUGGCCUACAGGUACCAGCUGACCUGGGCGGCCUCGGCCUAUCAAACACACAGUAUGCCCGGCUGGUUGAGAUUGUUGGCAGUCAUGACCUGGGUGUUGGCAUCACUCUGGGGGCCCACCAGUCCAUUGGCUUCAAGGGCAUUCUGCUUUUUGGGAAUCCAGCCCAGAAGGAGAAGUACCUGCCUAAGCUUGCCACAGGUGAGCAUAUAGCCGCCUUCUGCCUAACUGAACCUGCCAGUGGCUCUGAUGCCGCCUCCAUCAAAACCACAGCUGUUCAGUCCCCCUGCGGACAGUACUUCACUCUCAAUGGAAGCAAGAUCUGGAUCAGCAAUGGAGGUCUGGCGGAGAUCUUCACAGUGUUUGCCAAGACACCCAUGAAGGAUCCCAAGACCGGAGAGAUGAAGGACAAGAUCUCGGCCUUCAUCGUGGAGAGGAGCUUUGGAGGAGUGACGCAUGGCCCUCCAGAGAAGAAAAUGGGCAUCAAGGCGUCCAACACCGCCGAGGUCUAUUUCGAUAAUGUUCGCGUGCCAGCUGACUGCUUGUUGACCGAGGUGGGCGGAGGUUUCAAGGUGGCCAUGAACAUCCUGAAUAAUGGACGCUUUGGCAUGGCGGCCGCCCUCUCCGGCACCAUGAAGGGAGUCAUCACCAAAGCUGUGGAUCAUGCAGCCAACAGAACCCAGUUUGGGAACAAGAUCCACAACUAUGGAGUCAUCCAGGAGAAGAUGGCUCGCAUGACCAUGCUGCAGUAUGUCACCGAGUCAAUGGCCUACAUGAUCAGCGGUAACAUGGACAGUGGAGCGACUGAAUUCCAGAUAGAAGCUGCCAUCAGCAAGAUCUUUGCCUCUGAAGCAGCAUGGACUGUGACUGAUGAGUGUAUUCAGAUUAUGGGCGGCAUGGGUUUCAUGAAGGACGCUGGAGUGGAGAGGGUGAUGAGGGAUCUGAGAAUUUUCCGAAUCUUCGAGGGCACCAACGACAUCCUGAGGCUCUUCGUGGCCCUUAAUGGCUUCCAGAAUGCUGGUAACCAGUUGAAGAGCUUACAGAAGGCCCUGAAGAACCCCCUCGGCAAUGCUGGGCUGCUCGCAGGAGAACUCACCAAGAGAGCCAAAAGGAAGGCAGGUUUGAGCACAGGUCUGACACUGCAGGGAACUGUACAUCCUCAGCUGGCACAGAGCGGUGAACUGACCACUAAAGCCAUCGAACAGUUUGGAGCGGUCAUCGAGGAGCUGCUGAUCAAACACGGCAAGAAGAUCAUUGAUGAACAAUUUGUCCUGAAGAGAGUCGCAGACACUGCCAUCGACCUCUACGCCAUGGUGGUGGUCCUGUCCAGGGCUUCACGCUCUCUCAGUCAGGGCAAUGCCUCAGCUCAGCAUGAGAAGAUGCUGUGUGAGACCUGGUGUGUGGAGGCCCAUGAUAGGAUCAUGCAAGACAUCAAGAGUCUGCGCUCCAGUCAGUCCAGACAGCUCUUCAAGAACUUGCGGGCCAUCUCUUCAGCCGUGGUGGAGAACGGAGGAGUGGUGGCUCCUCACCCUCUGGGUUUCUAAACGCACCACGCUCUUCACAUAUCUUCAUGUCUUGUUUUCUUUCUUUUUUUUCUGCAUCUCUAACCAGGUUCAGGGUCAUCUAUGCCAAGUCCUCUCAAACUUUACAGAUUUAUUAUAGCCACAUUUGCUCCAUCACACAUCGGUACCCUAGUGUGUUCUUUGUGUUAAUAAGCUCAUAUAGUGAGUUGCACAACUUUGGGCCAAAUGAAUCAUUGGUUUUACACAGAAAUCACAGUUUGAAACUUUUUGUUUCGUUGUUUGGUUAUCUUGAUUGCAAUCAAUUAUAGUGUCCGUGUGAACCUGUUUUUCUGUCACGUAUUUACUUCAUUCUGACUCAUUCUGGGAUUUGAGCUGGAGUUUUAAUCUAUAUGAAAUAAGGAUUACUUAAAAUUGGCCCGAGACAGAUGGGUCAAUAGGACAGAAAAAUUACUAUUUCCACAAAUGAUUCAGCCCUACUACCAGCUGACAAAUAAAUACGUCAAUGCAACUUUGAGAUAGAGGCCAGUUAACAGAGGAAGCUUUAAACUUAAUUGGUUUAUAAUUCAUACAGAAACUAGUAUAGUGCCCAUUGAAAAUGUGUCUGUUUGGAACAGGCCGAUUGCUUGGCCUGUGGUAUUCCUGCUUGUAGACUUCUUCAAAACCAAGUUGUACCCCAAAAUGACUUACAGAAGGACCCCAAACCACUUAUUACGCAACUCCACUGUAUAGCCUAUUACUGACUUACAGUGUAGGCUACUUCUACAUCAGAGGAAGACAUUGUACUUCUAUAUUUACCUGACAGAGAACGUUGCAGAUUCAGAAUGUAAUCACAAAAUAUCACAAUGAAAAUGUGGACUUAAUUAACCCGACCCAGGGUGAGUCUGAUGAAAACGGCUGUGUCUGCCCCAGUUCAGCUCGCCGAGAUUACGUUUUGUGUUCAUAAGCGACUGUAGGCUACACCUCACAGCAACUUCAUACUAUAUAGUGUCUGGCUUAUAUCCAGCAAACAUGUAGCUAACGUUGGAAGCAGGAAAAGAGUCAAAGGUGGUAAACCCCCACUCCACCCCCCACCCCCGUACAGGGUUCUGCAUGUGUGACUUGCAGGUUACCUUACCCCCAAACACAUACAUACAUACAUACAUACAUACAUACAUACAUACAUACAUACGGAUACGUCUCGCUUUAUUAGAUGUGUUUGGCAUAGUGUUCAAAUGUAUAUAAUGGUGUGGUGUUUAUGUACUUGAAUGCCUUUCUGCAUGGUGAGCUCAGCAGUGCUCAUCACAGAAACAUUAAUGUCAGGAGGAGCAACACCUUUGCCUUAGAAACCGGUCCACAGAUGCUGUUGGAAGUUCCUGUUGUGACUUGAGUCAAACAGAGAGCUUUAAAAAAAAAAAAAAAAAAAACAUAUGUGCAGGUCAACCUUACUAUUUACUAAUGGUCGUCACAUUAACGUCCAAAGUGCAAGUGGUAAUUUUCUUAGCUAAAGGUAGCAGGCAUCAUUAACUGUAAAUAUAGCUAAUUAACCGUCAGUCUGCAUACCUGGACUUUUAAGAAAUCAUUGCUUGUACACUAAAAUGCACUUAAUGGUUUGUUAAUCUGCCGUUUCAAAGCAUUCAUUAAAGUUAAGUUUGGACUGCACAUUCUCGCCUUUCUAUAACUCGUACUGUGACACACCAUGCUGCUUUUCAGUCAGGAAUCUGUUUGAUCACUUAUUGUUCAUUGUGUGGAUUUAAUAUGAUCAUAUGCUUCUUUUGUUAUCUAAAAAAUAAUGCCUCAACUGUUGGAGUCACAGUAUUUGUACAGAUCUACUUUGAGCUUUUUGGUUUAACAACACGUUGGAUUAUUAUUUUGAUCAAUUAAUAAAGUAUCCAUUCAUCUGUC